Molecule: messenger RNA, 1698 nt
Organism: Williopsis jadinii
Lineage: Eukaryota; Fungi; Ascomycota; Saccharomycetes; Phaffomycetales; Wickerhamomycetaceae
Product: M20 family metallopeptidase
Exons: 1
Coding region: 1-1698 (565 amino acids)
Cellular component (GO): fungal-type vacuole lumen
Molecular function (GO): metallocarboxypeptidase activity
Source: RefSeq, a predicted model, not a curated record
AUGAAAGGAGCUUACGCCAAUACGAAGCACUCCUCCCUGAGAAGAUGGUUCCCUCUUAUCUCAACAGGCCUGCUGCUGCUCUUAUCACCGUGCAUUCCGUACAAACUGUACAAGGAGAUUGAUAUCACGGGACAAGACCUGGACGGGCUGUGUCCACUAGGCGAGGCUAUACGUCCCUUGUCUUUCAUCAACGAUAACUCCACACUGGAGUACAUCCUCAAGGAUGAGGACUAUAAGCAGAGCGCUGCCCAGAGACUGGGCGGGGUGGUGAAGAUCCCGUCCAUAUCUUACGAUGAGAUGCCUGAGCCCCGUGGCGGCGACGCUGUGUGGGAGCCCAUGAAACGAGUCCAUGAGUACCUGGAGGCGCAAUUCCCACUGGUCCACACGAGUCUCACAGUGGAGAAAGUGAACGAGGUCGGCCUCCUGUACACGUGGACAGGGUCGAAUCCCUUGCUGAAGCCCAUGCUGCUCACAGCACACAUGGACGUUGUGCCAGUGGAGCCAGAGACUCGCAAGUUUUGGAAGUACGAGCCGUUCAGUGGCCACUACGAUGGUGAAAGGGUCUGGGGACGAGGCGCUUCAGACGAUAAGUCGAUGCUCAUGGACAUCUUGGAGGCGCUGGAGAAACUGCUCAAGGAGCAGUACCAGCCUUUGAGGUCCAUAGUGGUUGGGUUUGGCUACGAUGAGGAGAGUGCCGGGAAUGGCGCUUAUCACAUUGCACAACUCUUGCAAGGGCGGUAUGGUGAGAACUCCUUCUACUCCCUCGUGGAUGAAGGCUCGUCCCUCACGAAGAUUGAUGGGAGAGUGUUUGCCUUUCCCUCUGUUGCAGAGAAGGGAGCCACUGCGUUGACCAUCUCGUUGACUACUCCUGGUGGACACUCUUCAGUGCCACCUCCUCAUACCAACAUUGGCAUCAUGGCCAAGCUCAUUGACGAGAUCGAGUCUAGUCCUUUUGGCUAUGAGCUGGCAGAGGAGAACCCGACACUCACCAGGCUGCAAUGUGUUGCCAAGUAUACCAAUACGUUUACCGGGAUGCUGAAGAAGUGUAUACUGGGUGCUCAUAAGAGCUCUCUGGCAAAGAGAAAGGUGGUGCAGUACCUAUCAAGCUCGAGAGAGACAGAGUUCAACAUCAAGACCACACAGGCUAUCGACAUCAUUAAGGGCGGGGUGAAGGAGAAUGCUUUGCCGGAGUAUUCGUCAUUAGUUGUUGACCACCGUAUCAAUGUUGGAUCUUCGUGGAAUGAAACCACCACGAAGAUCUUAGAUAACGUGCUGAGGGUUGCCGAGGCGUUCAACUUGGGCGUCGUGCUUGGAGAUGAUGAGAUAGUUAGCCGUACUGCUGAUGGUGUCUUUCAGAUAACUUGGGAUAGACAGUUGGAGCCAGCUCCUGUCUCGCCAACUUCAGGCGAGACCUGGGAUAUCUUCUCAGGUUCGAUUAAACAUAUUGUUGAAGAUUACAUCGACCCUGAGGGGCCACCAGCAGUGGUGACAGGUAAUUUGAUGAUGGGUAACACCGAUACGUGCCAGUAUUGGAAUCUCACUGAGAACAUCUAUCGGUUCUCUAUGUCCGACCCAGGGGCCCAGAAGUCCCGCAUUCACAGCGUGAAUGAGUAUCAGCUGAUGAGCAGCCAUCUCUACGGAAUUGGAUUCAUCUACGAGUACAUCAAGAACGUGAACGAUUAUGCAACGGUGCCUUGA